AUGACGGACGCCAUCGCGCGCGCGCACGACAUCGCAGCCAUCGCGUCCAAUAGCUCCUCCCACGACGUCGUGCGCUGGCACUCCCCGUUCGGCCCGGAGCUCCAGUACCUCGCGGCGCACCCGACGCAGACCGCGAUCGUCGCCGCGAUGCUCGCGUGCGUCGGCGUCUUCGUCCACGUGGCGCGGGAACGCGUCAACGCCCUGAAGGCGGAGUUCCUGAGCGACGGCGUCGACCUCACGCGCGUCGAGGACAGGAUAGACACGCUGCAGUACCUGAAGAAGAUGCACGAGCGCGGGAUGCUACCGCUCGGCCUGGAGGUGUGCGCGAUGAAACAAGCGGAGAACGAGGUGUUGUUCUUAGGCCCGGUGGGCGUGGAGAAGUGGCGGGCGUACUAUCGCGAGCGAGGGAUCGAUAUCGACGGCGCGGAGGACAUGAAACGCGUGCAAAAGUACGUUCGGGAUCUGCACUACCUCGAGGGGUGCCUCCUCGAGGUCGACGUCGAGUCGCUGAUGCUGUCCGACGGGAACUAG
Messenger RNA from Micromonas pusilla CCMP1545, 531 nucleotides. RefSeq lists its product as uncharacterized. Lineage: Eukaryota; Viridiplantae; Chlorophyta; Mamiellophyceae; Mamiellales; Mamiellaceae. The transcript has a single exon. Bases 1 to 531 code for a protein of 176 amino acids. The record is from RefSeq and is a predicted model, not a curated record.